AUGGUGCUCAACAGGUUUGGGAGCCGAUACCAGGCCCUACUCUCCGGGGCUCCGGUGCAGAAGAUCAGGAAGGCCGACGCCGGUUCCAACAAGAAGGUGGCUCCGGCCGUCAACGCGAGAAAUCUGGACGAGGCGGCGUCGCUGGACCGGGUCUCAUCGAAUGUGAGGCAGGCGAUACAGAAGGCGCGGCUGGAGAAGAAGAUGAGCCAAGCGGAUCAGGCCAAGCAGAUCAACGAGAGGCCUCAGGUGGUCCAAGAGUACGAGAACGGGAAGGCCGUGCCGAACCAGGCCGUACUGACGAAGAUGGAGAAGGUUCUGGGCGUAAAGCUGAGGGGAAAGACUGGAAAGUGAUCGUGGCUCUUGAAACGACGUAGUAUAUGCCAUAUGGUGGUGUUGGUGUUGGACAUAUGUAU
Messenger RNA from Alnus glutinosa, 413 nucleotides. RefSeq names its product multiprotein-bridging factor 1c-like. NCBI's taxonomy places the organism in Eukaryota, Viridiplantae, Streptophyta, Magnoliopsida, Fagales, Betulaceae. Gene Ontology annotation, cellular component: nucleus. Bases 1 to 351 code for a protein of 116 amino acids. Gene Ontology annotation, molecular function: DNA binding. The transcript has a single exon. The record is from RefSeq and is a predicted model, not a curated record.